Messenger RNA from Ictidomys tridecemlineatus (thirteen-lined ground squirrel), 5845 nucleotides. Lineage: Eukaryota; Metazoa; Chordata; Mammalia; Rodentia; Sciuridae. The record is from RefSeq and is a predicted model, not a curated record.
CCAUUAGGCAAGAAAGUAUGGUAUCAAGAACUCCCAGUAGCAAGCUUGCUUGUUUGAGAAAUGCAUUCUCAAACUGGUAACUGGCAAAACCCAAAUUUUUCUCAUGAACCAUGCGGUUCAUGUGACAUCCUGCCUAGCUCCAUUUCAAGUUCAGGACAGCACCAGAGAUGGGGUGACCUGCUGGAGCCACACAGCCUCUGGGAGAUGGGUGUGGCUUGCCAAAAUGCCAAUCAGCCUAUUUACUGCAAGACCUGUGCCACACCUAGAAGCAAGCACCCCAGAUUCCUCCCCCUAAAACCUUAUUCCUGCCUUUGAUGUAUCCCCCUUAAAUAAAGAAAUGGAGUAUUUUUUCAGUUGUUCAGUUCUAGCUUCUAUCAGGACUGGAAGACUCCGCUUUUCAUAUCUAAUUUCUGGUUCUGUCUUUAUUUCUCACCGAUUAUUUCAGACUUUUUAUUUCCCAGGCGGCUCACACCUUCUGAGCAGGAACCUACCUUGGCAGGGGUGCUGGUCACCUCAAUACAUAAGCAUCAAAAAGCCAGGUAUUGAUCGGAAGUUCAUUUCAGAAAUUCUUGAAGAAUGGAAGAAAGUGGAUAUGAAAGAAACAUCAUGAAAAAGAUCUCAAAGAGAAGAGACAAUAUUAAAAAAAGGAUUUCAGAAGAGACAGUUACCAGUUCAGUAGAAGAAAUUGAAGACACACAUCUCUCAAAAGAAUUAGAUACAGAAGAAAAUCAAAACAUUAUAGAGACACUGAGAAGCAAAGUAAGAGAAAAACUAAAAAAUGCUAAGAUUAACCAAGGGGAAAAAUCUUCAACUGAGACGCUCAUUGAUUCUAAGAUAUAUCAAUGGUUUAAGACUGAAGUCUUGUUGGAUGAAGGUCUUUCAUUUUUCAUUCUGAGUGGUGAAGAAGGCUCAGCUUUGGACCAGUCGUCAGAGCAGAAGUCAGUAAAUGAUAGUUAUUUCAAACACUUUUCCCUUGGUGAUAAUUCACAAAAUGUUGCUGAGAGCCAAGAUGAAGAUUUUAUGGAAGAAAUCCUUUUUGCAGAUUUAAUUGAAAUAAAAGCUGCAGAAUAUGAAGAUGAUCAAGAACAAAUCAAAAAACAGCAGAUAAAUAUUUUUGUUCCAAGUAGUUCCCCAGUGGCCAACCAGUGUAAACUGCCAAAAGGUAUGAUACCACGCAUUUUAGAAGAUGAAGGAUUCUAUGUUCAAAGAAAGCCAAAAAUAUAUAAAAAGACCUGCAACAAAAUGGAAAACCGUCUACUUAAAUUAGAAAAGGGAAAGUGUUGGUUUGAAGAAAGUGGAGAAAUAAUGUCAUUACCUUCACCUAUUAAACAGUCAUGGAAUUUCAGACUAAAUAUAAGCAAGGAAUCUUUAAAUCCAGCACUAAAGACCAUAUAUAGGAAGGCAAUUAAAUAUGAUCUAGGAAGCUCUUUGAAGAGCAAAAUGGAAGGUCACAGAGAAAUGUACCAAAUAGAUCUCAACAUUGUGGGUUUGCAAUUCAGCCAUCACCCUCUCUUCAAUAAAGAACAAGUAUUAUGUGCUAGGCUGCUCCAAUUUUAUGAAUGUUUUCAGGAGAGACAGCAACAGAAUUUACCUCAGCUGCUGUAUGAGAAGCUGAAAGCACUGACAAAUGCUAUCAAAACAGAAAGUGAAGUAGAUCAGCUUACCAAAAAAUCUUUACAAGACUACUAUUGGCAGAUAAGAAACACAAAACAACUAUAUGACUUAGAAAAAGAAAAGAACCUCUCCCUGCUACACAGUAUGUUACAGACCUGGAAACAGAUAAAAUCCCUGAGACUACGUCAAGGAUUUACAAGCACUCCAAUAAAGUUGCAGUUUCAGAGGACAGAUAUAAAUAAAUUUGAUAAGCAGAAACAAACAGGAAAUCAAGAAAUGUCUCAGACUAAGAAGAAAACCAAAGGAAAAGCACUUAAGAGUAGAGGAAAACAGGAGAACCUCUUAUGUUUAUCAUCAGAGCUUGAAGAAACAGAAAAUGAAAUAACAGAGCCAUUUUCCUUGAUGCCACAACUUUCUUUCACAGAAGAAUUAACACAUUUAUCCAAGUGUUCACUGCAAGAACAAAAGAGAAGAGCCAAAAUUCAGAAGCUUAAAUAUUUUCUUAAAAUACUUUACAACAAUAAACAGGUUUCUUGCACUUCAGUAUCUCAUCUACAGCUUGAUUUUAAAGUAAUGUUUCAGCAAAUUUUCAAUAUCCAGUUAAUAUAUUGGCCUGAAACAGUUUGCUUGGAGGUUUAUGAAAAAAGUAAAAGGACAAGCUUACUGGCAAAACUGUACUUACCUUUACCUAACAACACCGAAGUGAAAGGCAAAAGUGUUCUGGAAUAUAUAGAAUUUAGUUCUGAUAAGCUGGUAAUUCCCGUGGAUGAAGAAGUAGGAAGUAAUGUGCCUUUCCUUCUUGAGGGAAAUGAAACUGAAGAACUUUGUCUUUUGACAUCAGGAAAACUUAGCUAUUCUCUAUCAUGGGCCUUAAAUGAAAAUGGUAUUCCUCUAACACCUAUGUCACAGUCGAGAUCUGCAUACUGUAGUGUGUUAAAGAAUGUAGAUGCAAGAAGCAUUCCUGGAAUUCCCUGGCUAGUCAAUGCACAGAAACUUUUUGAAUGGGCAAAUGAAGUCAGAAUUGAUCCAAAUAAUCCAGAAUAUUCUGAUUUAGUGGAAUUUAUGACAUAUAUGAGAUAUAAGGGACAGGAUAUUUCAAAGUAUUUCCGUCUUGAACAGUUACAAGAUGAAUUUAACUUUGUUUCUGAAGAGGAAAUGAAAAAGAGUAAACGUUUCCAGCUUUUGCAACUUAGAAAUGCUGGUCAAUUAGAUGUUUUCAUUUUGCAGCAAAUGCCUCUCUAUGAUUCAGAGAUUCCAGAUUUAGUCUUCCAGGAAUAUGAAAGUCAGGUAGAGAAGGAUAUGUCCAUUUCAGAUGUGAAUUCUAUUACUGCCCAAAGGAUCACUUCUGUCAAUUUUCUGAAAAAGGUGAGAAGAUCAAUAAUGAAAAGAAUCAUCAAAAUUAGCAAAUAUAGCUUGCCAGAUAUUGUGGCUGAUUAUGAAGAAAUUGUAACUGCAAGCCAGUUGACAUAUGCAAUUUGUAAGUUUCUUGAACCACGAAGAAGGUUAAAACCUUGGAGGAAAGAAAGGAAAAAAGUCACAGCACAGAAUAUCUCUGAUGGAGAUAUUAAGAUUCUCAUCCGAAUAAUGAGGGCAUAUAAUAUUCCCACCAGGAAAACUGCAGUUAGUAGUAGAGCCUUGGAUAUGCCUGCUUAUUUGAUGUCAUCCAUAUCUCGCCUCAGACAUAAAGAAACAAUCAAAUCCGUAGGCUCAGAUGAGAUCUUAAAUGAGGAUACCAUACAUCCUUUUAUAGAAGUUUCUUUUCAGCAUACAGUAUACCAAACCAGUACUGCAAAUGGAUCUCAUCCUUGCUGGAAUGAAGAAAUUAAAGUAGAUUUUAUCUCACCAGGACAUGAUUAUAGCUUCUCAAGCUUAUCUAAAAUAAAAGAUAAUAUAUGUAUCAACAUUUUUGAUGAAAUGAUAAUUGAAAAACAUGAGGAUAACUGUCUCAAGAGCUGUACUUGUCACUCAUAUUUAAGAAAAAACUGGCUUGGUUCCAUUGUCUUACCUUUCUCUGCUCUUCUGCAACAAUCUGAGAUUAGUGGAACAUUUCAAGUAAAUAUUCCACCAGUUUUACUUGGGUACACUUGGAGUAAGACUUACGUAUCGCCUAAAGAAGAUUAUUACAAUGGGCAGAAUUUUAAAGAAUGUACCUUCUUAAAUAUUUUUGCUACUAUUGAACCUCAAAUAUCAUACAUUGCCUUUAAUCCCAAACUAGAUAAGUUUUCAGACCAAACAGAUGUUUUGCAGAGAGCACAGGUUUUUAAAAAAAAUUGUAAACUAGUGUUUCCCAACAGAAGAAUCAUAACUACUGUUUUUAAUGAUGAAGGGAUACAGAUAUUAGUAACAAGAUAUAUCAAGGCAUUAAAUCCACCUCGACAACUCCUGGAUACAUUUCUUCAUGAUUCUAAUGCAACACUUGACCUCAUUGCUCGAUUUGUGUCUUUGAUUCCUUUUAUGCCUGACACACUGGAUGAAAAUGCUGAUUGUGAUAUAUGGAUAACAUCAGAGCGCUGCAUCAGUUUGGCCCUUGGAAAUAAGGAAGAGCAUGCCAUCCUUCUCUGUAAUUUCUUUCUGUAUUUUGGAAAGAAGGCACUGGUCCUCCUGGGAACCUCAUUAUUAGAAGGACAUGUGGCUUAUGUAUUAACUCAAGAAAUUGAUGAAUAUUUGCUUUGGAAUCCAUCAACUGGGCAAUGCCACAAGAAGUUUGAUCCAUUUUGUCCCUUACAAAGUGUAGACUGCUUAUUCAAUGAUAGAAAUGUCUGGUUUAAUAUUCAACAAAAUAACACACCAAUGGCUGUGCAUUUUGACUAUUCAAAGGAAAGUUUCUGGAAACAGUUGUUUCCAAAAAGUUUCCAGGGGAUGCAAACACAAAGCAUUCAGCCUGAAGAAAUCAUUUAUUCUGAUACUAAUAAAAGCAUGGUAGAAGAUCUAAAGAACAGGAUUGAAAGGACUCUAAAAUGUAAGAUCAUGGAAUGGAGACCUAAACACCCAACACGCUGGAAUCGACAAUGUAUUUCUAUUUUGCGACAACUCCUUCCUAAGCUGGAACUUGGCACAAGAAGCUUUGUUUCAUCUGAAGAAGAGAGUGAAUUUGAAAGACUGAUGCAAUUUUAUUGGAUCACAGGAUUUCCCAUCCAGAUGCGAUACACUGAUGUACAGUCUGUUAUUGAUGCUGUGUAUCAGACUGGAAUUCACGCUUCUGAAUUUCCCCAGACAGAAUAUGCUUUAGCUGUGUACAUUCACCCAUACCCAAACAACAUACUGUCUGUGUGGGUCUACUUGGCUUCCUUAGCCCGACAUCAGUGAAAAGAAGAAGGGAAAAGGAAAAGAUAGAAGCCACUAAAGCUUUUCUGGUACCAUGGAAUUUGGCUGCUUAUGCUCAAGUCCAAUUGCAUGCUGAGCCUUAUUUACCUACACAAUUGGGCACAAUGGAGACUAAUCCCCACCCCCAAGUCUUUAAGGAUGAAUCUAGAUGACCUCUUCACCAGAGACCUCCUUCAAGAGGACCAAGAGGACGCUUGGGGCAUUGAGGCUGUUGGGUGUCACUGUCUACAGUAGGCUUCACAUUACUUCUGCCUGGAGAGUCUUGUUGAAAAUGCAGAUUCUUGGGUGCCUUGCAAGACCUACUGAAUGAGAACCUCAGAGAGUGGAGCUUCAGAGCCUGCGUGAUUUUCAACAAGCUCCCCAGGUGAUUCUGUAAGCGAAAGCCCAGCCUUACAGAAUGUCAUCAUUAUUGAAGUGAAGCUGGUGUGUUUGAUAUUGGUACCUACUCCAGAUUGAAGUUGUGGAAGGACAAAGAGGGGAAAAAGCAACCACAGCUGUUCUCUUGAGAGAGGAAUCUCUGCUCCCUUGAGUUUUAGGCACCUCUGCAUCCUCCCCCGUGCUGUGCUGCUACCACAGCCGGAUGUAACAAAAGCACCUUUGAAACUGUCCCUUGCUCCCCUGCCCUCCCUUUUGCCAUUUCACUCCUCCCUAAUUUUUUUUUUUUUUCUGAAGAAAAAAACCCUUCCUUAGGUUUUUCCUGACUAGCUGCAGGAAAGUCCAUAGCAAUAUCCUGGCCACAGAAGAAGAAAGGAAAUACACCCCUGGGUGAUCAAGACAUCCCCCAUCCCCCAAGAGCCUGUAGACUUCCUAUUCUCUGUACUUCCUUUUCCUCCCAACAAAAGCCUUUCAUUCCUGAGCCCUCUCAAGAUGGAGCUUUGAGGCAAUAAAAAAGUCCAUCUUUUCUCAA